Phycomyces blakesleeanus NRRL 1555(-) is the source of this 2313-nucleotide messenger RNA. RefSeq lists its product as hypothetical. Gene Ontology annotation, biological process: ceramide biosynthetic process; glycerophospholipid catabolic process; sphingomyelin catabolic process. The record is from RefSeq and is a predicted model, not a curated record. The coding region runs from base 1 to 2313 and encodes 770 amino acids. Gene Ontology annotation, molecular function: sphingomyelin phosphodiesterase D activity. Lineage: Eukaryota; Fungi; Mucoromycota; Mucoromycetes; Mucorales; Phycomycetaceae. The transcript has 6 exons.
AUGGAUUUCAACAGUUUAUUUGACAAUCACAACAUCUUAAGCAUUUGUGAUUUUCUUCUUGACUACUGCAAAAAUUGUCUCGUAGAACAAGCCGAUCUUACACAUCACCAAGCGACACCAUUCUACAAUUUUUUCCCUACUUUAUUGAGUCGCAUCUUUGGAUCACCUACUACAAGUACCUUGUCCAAGAUUCUCACGGACUUUCAUUUCAGAGGAUGGAUGCACUCUGGAAUAACACCCCCACAAACUAAAGCUAUCCUAUCUUUACUCAACGUGGAUGGUUACUUCUUUCAGGCCAUGCUAAGAAUGAGUGAAUACCCAGAAUAUGAGUUUUACUUAAUCAAUUUAAACUUACCGGCUGAUGUUCAAAAUAUCUUAAAAGAAGGCUGUAUACAAUAUCUUCCGCGUGUUUAUAGCCAGUGCGCGAUUUCGAGAGGUCCAUCUGACAUUGGAGUAUUGGACGUGCGCAAAGCUGCUACCGAACGCUCGUAUAUUACACCAAUGAAACAAGAGUCAAACAGCCAAAUACGUUUCAGCAUGAUACAAUUCUACUUUCACUAUGUAUUGAGUGUCCCUACUUGGCCAAUUACACCAUCGUACACACAAUCCAAUACAUCGGCUUUUAUUGGACCCACAGUCAUUCCUAAUCCAUCGCAAACUAGAGACAAUAGUAUCCUGAACAUUAUCAUCCAUAAAUAUAUCCAAAUAUUUAUUACAUGCUCAUCAUCUCCAUCUAAAAGACGGUAUCCUUUAAUUGACAUGUUCUUUCUGGAUUGCUGUGUUGAAUUAUGGCUUCGAAAUUCAUGGAUAAAUCCCGGAGGAAGACUUGCACCAGAACUCAUGGAAAUUAUAAAAAUGCUUAUUAAACAUAUUGUGAAGCAAGAUCUUCGAUUCUGUACCUAUAACUUUGGAAGAGAAGAUGACUCUUCGGGAUUUACCUAUCGUAUGGUUUACGAUACCGUUCGCCCUGAGAUAACUUUUCUUAUUUCCCGACUCAUUAGUACUUGGAGAAUAGACCCUGAUUUUAACGAGGUCAUCAAUUUAUGGCUGCUAUGGGUAAAGCCUUGGAAAUAUAAACAACUGCAAACAAAUACACCUGUUUCCAAUCAUCUGAAAGUCAGUCCAGUAGAUGAUGGAUGGGCAGCGUUUAUUGUAGAGAAUGGGGCAUGUUACAUUUCGAUAGUUGAAUCCAUCCUCAAAAUAACAGCCACGUUUCGGUACAUAGAAACACCUAUCAUUUAUCCGACACCCGUCAAUAAUACCUCCACCGCCACCCAUCUAAAAAGUGCUCCAACUACCGCAAACACUUCCCACUCAAUCUUUGGUAAUACUUUUUCCAGCGCUAUUACCAAGGCUUCGUGGCUGCUAGGCACUCCAAGCCCAAGACCUCGAAACAACCCUGAAUAUCGUUGGCAGCUGGAUAUAUUUCAAUCCGUAUUAAGCUUAUUUAGUGAAACUGGGCUGGUACCUUUUUUACGAUCGGUAGAAAAAGCUGUGAACAUGGUCCAGCUCGAGAUCAUUGAACGAUCAGCAACCAAUGGGCCAGAGUUGAAGGAAGCUAUAAGUGUAGUAGCAAGAAAAUGCGUGCACGAUUCAGAGAACUCUUACGUUCAAACCCAUAAAGCCAUUUUUCAAUUGUGUGGUGUAAUAAGAUCGAUGGAUUCCGCUUCAUAUAAACCUAAAAAUAUCUAUGCUUUAUCCACCGUACGUAAUCCAUCCUUGACUCAAUCUAGCAAAUCUCUUAAUGAUGCUAUUACAACUCAAAAUUCAGCAGCAAAUACUACACCAGGCAAGAAUAAUGACUACCUACACAAGCUUGUCUCGACAGCAAACACUUUUCAACAAAUAUUCAUGCUUCCUGAGUCUGAAAACAUGAUCCGUACUUCUGCUUUGAAGCAAAACUCAAAAGAAAAUAUCAUGUCGCCAAACAUCACUACAGCUAAAAAAAGGGUUAUAGCACCGCUUUCAAAGGCGAAGGUAUAUUAUGAGAACGGUCCACUAUGCCCGGAAGAUCUAGAGAAAGUUAAAAAAGGUCUGGCACUAUGCACACCAAGUUUGACCAGACAAAAAGGAAUUUUGUGUAAGGAAAUGGCACGGUCCUAUGAAAGUAUGUGGGUUUUAAGUUGGAUUAUGCCCUUGGAACAAAAAAUAAAUACUAUGUAUCAAAAAUGGGGACUAUCGGGCAAAUAUCAUCUUCCUAAGCGUUUAUCCCUGAGGUUCUUUGCGGCAUAUGUUAAUCUUGCCUGGAUGUUUGGUCUUCCAGUUGUACUUUAUGUCUUUUAUUACUAUAUAUAUAUGUACAUAUUCAUUUAA